This is a messenger RNA of Ornithodoros turicata, 27399 nucleotides long. RefSeq names its product microtubule-actin cross-linking factor 1, isoforms 1/2/3/4-like. The record is from RefSeq and is a predicted model, not a curated record. Bases 600 to 26342 code for a protein of 8580 amino acids. Gene Ontology annotation, biological process: wound healing; cytoplasmic microtubule organization; intermediate filament cytoskeleton organization. Lineage: Eukaryota; Metazoa; Arthropoda; Arachnida; Ixodida; Argasidae. Gene Ontology annotation, molecular function: microtubule binding; calcium ion binding; structural molecule activity. The transcript is spliced from 77 exons. Gene Ontology annotation, cellular component: hemidesmosome; cytoplasm; membrane.
UCGCAAGUGGAGUAGACAACCGAAGAGGCGUGCAAAUCGGCGUCGUCUGUUUUCAAAUUCUGUUCGUCGAAACCAGCAUCAUGCUCCCACCCCCGAAUUUAGGGGCCAGGACGUGUUUGCCGAUCGAAAGUGUCGACAAUUAAUGUCGAACAUUGCGAGCUGUGAAGAGGUUCGUGUCGCGCAGGACAGCGGAAGAGUUACCGGCGAGAGUUGAUCUCCGAGCUACGUGGGCAGCGAAUGUCGGUUGGGAACUUCCCAAAACGGUCAAAAAAGGCAUUCGUUUUUCUUUUUUUUUUUUCGCGUGUGUGUGAGCGUGUGCCGCCUCGUCGGAAGUGCUUUCGCCGCGUUGAAUGUAACCUACGUGGUUCGACCUACUAAAAAAGCGAGAGUGAAGCCUGUUGGAGAAUCCAGUCGUCUGCGAGCAGUUGGUUCGGAAAGUUGUGCGUGCUCCCUCCGUUGUUUGAUGGUUUGUUUAUAUUCGAGUGGUCGGCUGUUAAAAGAAGAAGACGCUUGAUUGAUUACGUGGGUGGUGAUUGAUUAAUGCUAACCUGGUUAGUGCGGUGGAAUAGCGCCGGUUCAUCGCUGACGAAGAAGAAAUUAUGGAGAAAGGAGAAGGUAGUGCCAACGGGGAGGAUCCAAACUUGCAGAAGUAUGAGAGCAGUUUGUACAAGUUCAAAGACGAACGCGAUGCGAUACAAAAGAAGACAUUCACCAAAUGGGUGAACAAGCAUCUCAUAAAGCACUGGACAUUCUUGGAGGCGAACAAGCGUGUGGACGACCUCUUCGAAGACCUCCGGGAUGGUCACAGCCUCAUCUCUUUGCUGGAGGUGCUCUCCGGCGAAUGCCUGCCCCGCGAGAAAGGACGGAUGCGGUUUCACAUGCUUCAGAAUGUACAAACAGCACUCAACUUCCUCAGGUAUCGAAAGAUAAAGCUGGUGAACAUCCGAGCGGAAGACAUCGUCGAUGGAAACCCCAAGCUUACUCUGGGACUCAUCUGGACCAUCAUCCUCCACUUCCAGAUCUCGGACAUCACCUUCACACAAAACAACGAGAGCCUGACGGCUAAAGAGGCCCUCCUGCGCUGGGCGCAGAGGACGACUGACCGCUACCCUAGCGUUAAAGUGCGAGACUUCACCACCAGCUGGAGGGACGGCCUCGCUUUCAAUGCCAUCCUUCACCGAAACAGACCUGACCUCCUCGACUUCCGAAGCUGUCGAACGAGGACGGCCCGGGAGAACCUCGAAAGUGCCUUCCACAUUGCUGAGAAAGAGCUCGGAGUCACACGGCUCCUCGAUCCAGAAGACGUGGACACGCCCCAACCGGACGAGAAAUCUCUCAUCACGUACGUGUCUUCGCUCUACGACGUCUUCCCGGAACCGGCGACGUAUAACCCGUACGCCGAUGAAGACAAGCAACGCAAGGCAGAUGAGUACCGCGACAUUUCCACCAGCCUGCACCUUUGGCUUCGUAAGACCAUUGCUAUGCUGCAGAGCAGAAACUUCCCAAACACUGUCACAGAAGCUAAGGCCCUGCUCACUGAAAAUUCUCGGUUUCGCACCGAGGAAAUGCCACCCAAGCUCCAGGAGAAGCAGAGGCUCUCUCACUUGUGGAGAGAUAUGCAGAAACUGAUGAAGGAAAACCGCAUUCAUAUCGACGACGAACUGCGGUAUGACACGCUCGACCACAACUGGAACCGCAUGAUGACAGCGCACGCGGAACGUGAUAGGGCGAUUCAGGACGAGAUUGCCAGGCUCGAAAAGCUGGAGCGACUCGCCGAGAAGGUGCGCCGAGAGGCCAAGAACUGCAGCUCGCGUCUGGACGACAUCGAGCGGCGCAUAGCGGAUGAAGAGAGGCGUCUCUCGCGCCUGCAUCCCGGGGACGCCAAGCAUAUCUGCGACCAGAUCGAGAGAGACCUCAAGCAUGCCGAGGACAGCAUCAAGGCGAUGUCGAAAGAUGUGCAGGUGCUGAGCGAUGGUCGGUACUACAAGGCCGCCGAUCUCUACAAGCUAGUGCAGAAGCUGCACCAGAGGUGGCUGGAACUGCGGCUGUCCUUUCAGCAGCGCCUUUUGUCUCCGCUGUCGAGCAAGCAGUACAAAGUGGAAGAGCGCAAAGUCACCAAGGAACGCCAGGUCGUCACCGAGAGUCGCCUCACGGAAACCAACGAGUACUUCAAGUUCCUCCAGGAGUGUGUCGAUUGGGUUGACGGAAAGCUCAAACACCUGGACGAUACGGGGUAUGGAAGCGACCUGCCCAGUGUGAAGUCCACAUUUGAGAAGCACCAGGGCGAACACAGACUCAUAGACCAGUUCCAGAAGAACGUCGACUUGUGCAUUUCUCGGAAGAACCAGUUCAAGGGCGAAGAGCAAGAUCUUUACCUCAAACUUCUCUCCAGGCUGGAGCGCGACUAUUCGGAGCUCUUGGUUUUGUCCAAUAAGCGCCUAAGUGAUCUGGAAGCCCUACUUGACUUCAUCCAGUGUGCCAACACGGAGAUGAAAUGGAUGAACGAACGCGAAGAGAAGGAAGUUUCUCGUGACUGGAGCUCCAAGACCCUCAACCUCGUUGAUGUUGAACAGUACCACGAGGUCCUAACGAGCGAAAUGGAAGGCAAGGAGAGUCAAGUCAACUCCGUGCUCGACCACGGAACGAGCCUUCUCCGUCAGCAUCAUCCUGCUGUCGAGUGCAUUGAAUCACACCUGACUGCCCUCCAAACUCAGUGGGCAUGGCUUCUGGAACUUAUCAAGUGCAUGGAGGUCCAUCUCAAGCAUGCUUCCAACUACCAUCAGUUCUUCAAAGAAGCUCACGAGUGUGAGCAAUGGCUCCAGCGCUCGGAAGAGAAGCUGAACACGACGUUCAGCCGCCACAGUUUCUCCAUGGACGAAGGAGAGCGACUCCUGAGACAGAUGCAAGACCUGCGCGAAGACUUGGCACGCUACGCGGCUGUUGUCAACUCGCUGCUGGAACGCUCGCGCGACAUUGUGCCGUUGAAGCAGCGUCGCGCACCGUUGCCACGUCCCAUGCGUGUGGCCGCCGUCUGCAACUACAGCCAACCAAACAUGUCACUCGUCAGAAAUGAACAGUGCUACCUCCAUGACAACUCUCAGAGAAUUAAGUGGAAGGUCGUGAACUCGAAGGGAACGGAGGGCAUGGUACCUGGCGUCUGCAUUCUGAUUCCUCCACCAAAUACAGAGGCUAUUGAACUGGCUGAGAGCCUGAAACGCAAGUACGACCUGGUGGUGAAGCUGUGGACCAAGAAGCAGCACAAGCUCCGCAUGAACAUGAUCUUCGCCACGAUUAAGAUCGUCAGGUCCUGGGAUCUCAAGACGUUCCGCGCCAUGGAACCGAGCCAGCGCGAAUCCAUCAUUCGUGCCCUGAACGAAGACGCGGAAAAGCUGCUCGCGGAGGGUGACAAAGACGACCCGGACAUGCGCCGCCUCCGCGAGGAGAUCAAGUUCUGCAACAAGCUCUUUGAAGAGCUCAUGGCCAAACUGAGAGAAGAAGAAGCCGAGAAAUCUCCAGAAAGCCCCACUAGGCGGUUCAACGACACAUCAACGAAGCUGCAAACGAUCCUUCAAGAAAAGGACAAGACACUCACAUCGAGGGUGCAGGCUCCUAUUCCAAGGGACCACGACACCCUGGAUACCCUCGUGGUUCAGCACAAGGAAUUUGAGACCGACCUCGAGUCCCUGGAACCCCAGGUUGCAGAGAUGAAGGUUGCAUUUAAACAGAUGCCCAAGAAGACCCCCGCUGUUCAAGAUCGUCACGACCACAUCAUAAAGCUCUGGGAUAAAAUCUGGAACUUGUCCCAUCUCUAUGUCGAGAGGUUGAAAUCUGUUGAAAUCGCUACCAACACCAUGAACGAAGCGACAAAUUUCAUCUCCACCGUCGAAGAACAGUUGGUCAUGUUCGACGAGAUGCCAAAUGAGCAGGAGGCACUGAGGAAAGUUCACGAAGACCUCCUGACGCUCCAAAUCGAAAUGCAACAGCAACAACCCAUCCUGGACAGGAUGAGUGACGACGUAAGCAAUGUCAAGAAGGUGACUGAGAAGUCUAGACCAAACGUGUACAGCCACCCUGACGUGAGGAAGAUGGAAGACGAUGCCAGAAAGGUGAUCAAGCGGUGGAACAAUGCUACCAAUCAGAUCGUUGAAAGGUUACGAAGCUGCGAGGCAGCAUCCGAGCUCCUCCGUGCCUACCGUAACAAGAUGGACGAAGAACGGAUAUGGGCCAACCAGAUGACAGUCAAGGUGAACAGUUUAAAGGUCACAAAGCCCUCCCACGAUGCUGAGAAGGAGUACCAGGAGGCUGUGAGUCUUUUGAAUGAACUCAAUGCCAAGAAGCCUUCCAUUGAGGAAGUGAACACGCUGGGAGGAAGGUACAUACGAGAGGCCAAGAUUUACGACCUGCGGCUGAAGCGCUAUGUGGAAGCUCUCGAAGAAGACCAUCCGAGCUUGGAUGCCAGCGUUGCCAAGAAGGCCAAGACGGACCUGCCUGGAGCAGAAGUCGUCUCCCUCGAACUGGAGUCACUCAAUGCGGAGUACCUGGCGUUGGCCGAGGAGCUGGUGACGCUCCUGAAUCGCUGGAGAGAGCUCCUCAGCAAGGAGGACAAAGCAAAGUUCUCCGUGACCAUCACGCAAGCUGCGCCCACCACUCUCCAGACUUUCCACGCCGACUUACCCCAGGACUGGGACCGUGCGGACGGCACAACGACCAAAAGGCACCACACCGCCGCACCCAUCGAGGAAGGCGCUCAGCGCACAUCAACAAUGUCAGUAACGCUUCACGGUCGAGAGUCGCCCGUUUCGAAACGUACGAAAGUGAGCGAAGGCUCUCCUCCGCUAAAGCCGAAGACAGUUAGCACUAGUUCAACAACAACCUUAACGGAGGUACGGAGCACAAGACGUAUCGUCAAGUCAGAGGACGGUACGGUCACCGAAGCGGCCGUCCCGAAGGCACCGCAGGGAGUGCAUGAUCCUCGAACAGGACAAGUAGUGGCAUUACCAGAAGCAAUUAGGCUUGGGCUUUUCAUUGUAAAGACCGUGACGUUUGUCGACCUUGCAACAGGCAAAAAAUACACCGUGCCAGAAGCCGUGACCGCUGGCUUGAUUGACAAAAGGUUUGCUGACGGUCUGUCCGAGCCCUGUGGUGUAACGGAUCCCACUACAGGGAAGGACAUUACACUCCUUCAGGCCAUGGAAAAGAAACUCUAUGAUCCCGAGAAAGGAAGCUUCUUAAGUCCCAAAAGUGGUAAAGCAAUCACAGUUGAUGAGGCUGUCAAGCAGGGUGUCAUUAAACAGGAGGUAGUGAGGUACCUGAUCGAGCUGCACCUGAUCAAGGUGACACGUUUGUCAUUGAGAGAGGCAAAAGAACGUGGUCUGUUGAAUUUGGUGACUGGGUAUUUUAUUGAUCCCCUAACUGGCACUGCAAUGCCGAUAGAUGAGGCGUACUCUAAGGGACUGCUAGAGUCCCAAGAUGCAGGAGACGCGGACGAGGGAAUCUCGCUCUCAUACGCGAUUGACGCUGGCAUGGUAGAUGGUAGAACUGGCAAGCUGACAGACCAUGUCUCGGGUGGAACAUACAACUUGAAUGAUGCUCUUUCGAAAGGUAUUCUCGCUCCAGACACACACGAGGUUGUCAACACGAAAGAAGGUGUUAUUGUAACUGUUCCAGCUGCAAUACAGUCUGGAAUUUUAGAUGUUGAGAAGGGGCAAUAUGUUGACGUAAAAACAAAAGACAGGCUGUCUUUCCCAGAGGCGAGGAAGCGUGCACUGAUUACACCUUCUUUCACUCUGAAGGAUGCGGAGGAGCAGGAUCUGCUUGAUCCAGAUGGCAGUAUUAUGAACCCAUACACACGAGUUAAGAUGACUCUUCUGGAAGCCAUUAAUGCAGGCAUUCUUGAUCCAAACGUGAAAUGUAUUCUUGACCCUGUUACACAGCAAACGCUAACACUUUCAGAGGCCUUAGCAAAGGGUAUUGUCACACCACAGGGGAAGUUUGUGAACAAGGCUACACGUGAGGUUUUAACACUCAUUCAGGCUGUGCACAUGGGCUUGAUCACGUCUGUGUGUCAGAAAAUGAUCUUUGACAUUGAAGGCCUCAAGGACCCAGUAACAAAAGAAGAUAUCAGCUUCAACACUGCAGUUGAGCGAGGCAUUAUCGACGUCAAGUCUGGUAAAUUCAAAGAUACAAAGACAGGUAAGACGUCAGCAUUCAACAGGUAUGUUCAAGAAAAGUACAUUCAGCCACAGAUAUAUGAGAUGCUUACGAGGAAGAUUGGCAUGAAAGACGACAAAGGAAAAGAGCUAACACUAGUUGAAGCAGUAUUCAAGGGUCUCAUCGAUCACAAGACUGGACAGAUCCGAGAUAGGAAAACAAAGCUUCCCGUUCAGCUGAAGGAGGCUGUGGCUAAGGGCAUCAUAACACCAGAAGGAGCUGCCCUGCUUCGUGGGCUGUUGAGAAUUACCGUGAGCACUGCAACAGUCACAAAGACUAUCACUCGCUACGUCACCGUCACUGGUCACGGUGAUGAAGGUGAAGUCACUCGUCAUGACUCCACAGAUAAAGGUGUUGUAUCUGGGACAAGGAUCGGUAAGCCGACUUCCGAAUACGAUGCUAGCCUUGAAGAGGCCGUCAGGAGUGGCCUCUUGAGCAUGUCUACGGAAUGGCCAGAAGACAUGAGCAGACACAAGGGGAGGACACCUGUUGAACCCGAAGAAAUUAUCCGAGCUGAAGCACAUCUGAUGUAUGGUGGCGAGACUGCUCCUGUUGUUUCAGUGCCUCACCCGAGCAGAGGUUCACCUGACAGAAGAACUGUCACCGAGUCAUUGACCUGCUCCUAUGAAGAAGCUGCUCCAAGGGUCAAUGGGAGAGGCUCUCCUGAUGAAAAAUAUAAGCAUGACAAAACUGCGACACAGAAAGUUGAGUCUUCUAUGCAGUAUUAUACCUACGACACGUCUGUCACAGAUGGCACAACAAGUGGCAAGAAACCGAAAGAGACACAGCGUUCGAGUCCUGCUAAAGAAACUAAAGAAGUGCCAUCACCAGGCAAAGAGAGUGCGAGGCCAAAGGGUCGCGCACCAUCUCCUCCUAAAGGAAUGCUGCCUAAAGACAGCAGUGUCAUUUCUCCAGAAAAACCUGAAACAAAGAGCAGUAUUACUACUCGUAUAACAAAAGAAUCCACCACUGUGACCACAAAGUCUGUUAGUGGAAAACCACAAGACGAUAAGCCAAGAGAACGUACCCCAUCGCCCAUCAAGGACGGCAAAAUGCAGCCUUCCGAAAAGGACACCCCUCAGAAGGGGAAGCUGUCGGGGAAAGAGCACUUGGAGAAAGACAAGACAGAACCACCCACAAAGGCUGAUUCAGCAAGAGGUCCAAAGGACACUGGAGAGAAAGUAUCACCCAUGGCAGUGGGACAUCCUGAACAAGACAAGGCUUUGCCUAAAGGCAGAGUUCCAUCUCCUGAAAGCAAGGUGAGGUCAGACAGAGGACCUCAGUCCCCCACAAAGGACGUCGACAGGCGUGCUGACAUCCCAAGAAGUGGUGGUCCUUCAGAAAAGGGUCCUUCAUCACCAGUACGAGGCACAAAACCAAGGACACCAUCACCCACAAAGAGCCAGCUGGAUACGCUCACAACUACUACUUAUGAUGCCACAUAUGAGGUCAGUGGUGUAGUACCAAGAGGAAAGGCACCGUCACAUGCUAAGGAAACCGCUCCUAAAGGAAAAACUCCAUCACCAACUAAGGAUACUUCACCAACACAGCAGCAUGUGGUAACUACCUACGAAGUUACCUCAUCAGAGGGUCUUCCGUCAUCUCCUAAAGAGUCACCAAAGGAACGUACUGCAAAAGAGCCUGUAACAAGAAAAUCUCCUACUAAAGAGUCUCCUAAGGAAAGAACUUCCGCCAAACCGUCGCCUAAGGAGAGGAGCCCCUCACCAACGAAGGAUACAUUCCAGAAGCAUGUUACGACCACUUACGAGGUAACCAUGCGUCAGAGCACAGCUGAGCCAACAAGGCCAGCCGACAUUUCAGGGGUUGCACCAAGAGAAGGAAGGACUCCCUCCCCUUCGAAAGAACACCCAAAGGAGAGAACACCAAAGGAACAUCCUACAGCACAAAGCCUUGAAACGAAGUCUCCUAAAGAAAGAACUCCAUCACCAACAAAGGAACGUCAUGUGACAGCCACCUGUCAGCUGACUAUGGUAGACAAGUCUACAGUGGGGAGUGACUUGGAGGAUCGUGCACCAAAAAGGAAACCCUCAUCUCCGUCACAGGAAGACACACCAGAAAGACCACCAAAAGAGACUCCAAGGAUGCCUUCGUCUCCGACAAAGGGUGCUCCAAAGGACAAAGUGCCUGCACCAAAGAAAGAGAAGACACCUUCACCGGAACGUGUCACGCAGAAGGGAUCGCCAACACUCCUCUCAUCCCCAGGAGCACCAAGUGACCGGACUCCUAAGGAGAAAACACCAUCCCCCGUAAAGGCUGCUCCAGAAAAGGAGCAACAGUCGCCUCCCAAGGACGCUCCAGAGAAGGAGCCAUCCUUUACUAAGUCACCCGUUAAAGAUCGUCCCCGGAAGACACCUGACGAAGAUACUCCAACGAAGGUCGCUCCAGCUAAGCGUGAGCAGUCGCCUACAAAGAAGGCACCAGAAGAACCCAGCAGUCAUGUCAGUGCUCCGCCUUCAUUGGAGGAAAAAUCAUCUCCCGCUAAAGACGUGCCAAAGGAACGUACUACAUCACCCACGAAGGAUGUUGAAAGGAAGCACAAAGAAACGGCACAGAAGGAGACGCCACCUUUGCAAGGGACACCGGCUAAAAAACGUACUCCUUCACCUACGAAAGAAGAAGCAAAAUACCUAGACAGCCAGAAACUGCCCAAGGAACCAAAAGACGAUACUCCAAAGGAAGAGGUGAGCCGUCGAAAGGAACCGCCUGCAGGGAAGCCAAGGAGUUCCUCUCCCUCUAAAGUUCAUGAAACGUCAACUGUCACUUACAUGACACACGUGUGCAGUACUCCAGAAUUGGCUGAGAGGGAGCCAAGUAAACGUGAAAAGUCGCCAGUGAAAGGUUCCCCUCAUGAACCAAAGAAAGAGUUUGUUCAGUAUCCCGAAGAGCCAAAAGUAUUUGGCACUGGACGACCUGCGGAUGAAACUGAAUCACACCAGAUUGCACCAGUGUUUGGAGCAGAACCAGGUAGAGAAACGCUGUCCAAGGUUGUCACGUAUGGGACCUCCCCAGUGACUUCUUCCUUCACCAGAGAAACGCAGGUGCUUGAGAUCCCGCCCGAUGGCUGGUACCUCAAAGAGGCGAUUGACCAGAAGUUCUUUGAUGUAGAAACAGGGCUCUUCCUUAUCCCAGGGACUGAUAGAUUAGUGUCGCUGGAGGAGACAUUGUCGAUGCUGAUUGUCAAUCCAACAUCUGCUACUGUCAUAGAUCCUGGUACGAAGAGGACUCUGUCCCUACCGCGUGCUCUCGAGAAAAAUGUCUUGGACUCAACAGGCCACUACCUUGACAAAAACAAGAAGCCGAUGCCUAUGUCGCAAGCUAUCAGGAAGAAGUUGAUUAUUCUGCUUGAUCGCCCUGACCACGAAGCUCCAGAGCAGAAGACAACCCGUUCCAUUCACGUUACCAGAGUCAGUGGAAAGCCUGACAUUGUUGAAGUCCUCGAAGACAUCAAAGGUCAACCAGUUCAUGAUCAGAAACCGAACUUCCCCAUGUUUUCUGACAUUGCUUCAGGCAUGUCGUUCAGUCCAGAGACAAUCACUGUCAUAGAGAGAUCAUCGGGGUCUGCCAUGGAUGUCGUUUCAGCCAUUGAAACUGGGAUGUUAGAUGAAACUGAUGUCGUAUUUGAAGAAAAGACGACUGGGAAAGAAUUGAGCUACACUGAAGCCAUUGAAAGUGGAAUCAUUGAUAGGAAAACAAAAGAGUACAAGGACAACAAGACAGGAAAAACAUUCAAGCUUGGGGAGGCUGUGAAACUUGGUCUCAUUGCAGUCAUGGCUGCUCCAGUUCUUGCAGGUAUGAAAGCAGUCGACUCUAUACAUAGCUUACGUACUGCUAAGGAUGAGGUCACACAAUCGACCGUUGUUGGAAUGGAACCCAUACGAGCAACAAAAGAGACUACAAAGAUAAUCAGAACAGCGACUCUUCACAUUCGUGAUGCGGACACGGGACGAGAAGUUCCACUUGAUGAAGCUGUCCGCAUUGGCUUGAUUGACACAGACACUGCCAAGGAACUUGAAGAGAAGUCUAGGACAACUGAGCAGACUGUUCACACAACCACAACGGUAAUGGUCACCGACCCGCAAACAGGAGAGAACAUCACACUAACUGAGGCCCUCGAGAGAGGCUUGCUGGACAAAGAUGCUGUGGAGAAACUUGAGAAAGGAGAUGUCACUGGAGUCAUGACAACCUUGGAGACUAGCAUGCAGGAUCCAAAGAAAGGAACCACAGUGGCAUACCAAGAGCUUGUGUCAAAACCACGUGCGGAAAUCUCUGACGUAGCUAGGGAAGAGGAAAAGAAGAAACGUAAGCCAUCGCCUACACGAACACUGAAAGGAGCAUAUCCAGAACCCAAGUUUGAGGUCACUCUGGGAAGGGCCACUACACAACAGUCUCCAGAAAGAGAGGUUGUGAUCCUUCAGAAGGUAAGACGACGUGCACUAACCCCAAAGGAUGCUGAGAAAGAAGGCAUCAUUGACAAGACAGCCAAGACUAUCUUGGAAGACAUGGAUUCCUUGAAGGAUCAGAAGGGCCAACCUGUAAAACUCGACGAAGCCAUUAAAUUGAACAUAAUUGAUGGCAACAAGGGCUCAGUCUUGGAACCUAAACAGGGAGAUAAGGUUUCAAUCACUGAAGCACUUACACAUGGCCUUGUAGACACAGACACGGGACGCAUUCUCAUGCCUAUUGGCCGCAGCCUGUCGCUUCCAGAGUUGGUGUUCCAGGGCAUUGUAAAACCCGACGUGCAGAGAAUCGUCCAUCCCGAAACAGGUUCCUGCUUGACUUUGGAAGAAGCCAUUCUUUGCGACAUUGUCAACCCACUUUCCAAAGUACCUGACCUAACCGCAAAAUCCACCAUGACCCUGGAAGAGGCAGUAGCUGCUGGUGUUGUUGACCAACAGACUGGGACUUUGAAGACACCAUCAGGUUCUAUCACUCUGAUAGAUGCUGUGAGCAAGCAUAAGGUCUUUGAAACGCCAGCAACCCCAAAGUCAACAGUAAUACCGAUGUUGGCACUGACAUUUCCUGUAGCAUUGCAGCAUGGGUACAUCAAUGCCAAGAAGAAGACGUACACUCACCCCGUGAACAAGAAAGAGAUGCCAGUGAAGAAAGCAAUUGAUGCAGGACUCCUGCUGGACAUUCCUUCUUCACCUAGACCAGACAGCGUAGAUGUCUGUACAGCUCUUGAUAAGAAGUUGAUAGAUGACAAGAAGUGCACUUUGAAGCAUCCUAAGAGCGGUGAGGAGGUACCAGUUAUGGAGGCCAUGGACUCUGGUCUUCUCCAGUUAUCCCCUUUUGAUAGGUCCUGCAUUGUUCCAUACAGCAGGGUAGACACACACCAAGAUGACACAACAAGAACAGAAGUUACGACUCAUUACACAACAAUUACGAGACAUACCACUGUUGUUCUCAUACCUGGGUACAUUAUGGUGGGGCCUAACCAGAUUAAGAACUCGGACACGGGUGAAGUUAUGACCCUUAAUGAAGCCAAAGAACGGGGUAUUGCUACAGUAGAAACAGAAACAGCACAAACCACCGAAAAGCCGACAUUCUCCGAGGCAGUUAGGCGUGGGAUGAUCGAUGUUCCAGCCGGUCUUUACACAGACGUUGUACGCGGUACCACGAUGCCAGUUAGCCAGGCAAUAUCCGAAGGCCUUAUAGAGCAAGAUAAAGAGGAGACUCCAGAGUCUGGAACAUGGACAAUCACUAAGGCAUUUAGCACACUCUAUGAUGAAAAGGCUAAAAAGUUUAAUGUUCCAAACGUCAGCAAACCUUUGUUAUUCUCUGAGAUGCUCGAACACGGUUACAUUGACAAAACUGCUGUUAUCUAUGACACAAGUGAGGGCAAGAUGGUGACUACAGAAGAGGCCCUCAAGUCUGGCCGCAUUAACCCUAAGACUGGAAUGCUGAAUGAGAAAGGCAAAAUGGUUUCUGUGAAAGAUGCAGCAGCGGCAGGACUGUUAGCUAUCGUUGGUGCUCCAGUUCUGGCCACUAUGAAGCUGGCUGAAGUAGUGAAAGAAGCCGUAACAAAGAAGCAGCCUGCACAGGAAGGGGAGAGGACAGUGCAUGAACCGAAGAGGUCUGCUUCACCUGUAAAGCCAACUCGAGGCACGUCGCCAACCAAAGAAAGCCCUACUAGAAAACGCCCAGAAUCUCCUGAGAAACGAGUGGACGAAGGUACUCAGAAAAUACCAGAACAUACUAGGAAGCCUUCAAAGGAUAAGUCAGAAGUAAAAGGUACACCAGAUGAGCCUUACUCAAAGGAAGUACGACAUCCAUCUCCAGAAAAGGGAGAUCUGCCCGACAGUGACAGUAGACGCAAGCCAGCCAGGAAGGCUCCAAGUGCAGAUGAUACAAAGAGGUCACCUGAAAGGUCCGUGGAGAAGCCCCCGCAGAGGCCUUCAGAUCUAAUUUCAUCAAAGGAACGCCCACAGCAGGUACCCGUGGAAGAGGAGGUCUGUCAGAAAAAAAUUGGUAGACCAUCACCCAGUGAAAGCCCAGAAAGGAAAAAGAAGUUACCGUCGCCUGCUAAGGAAACUGUAGAAGUUCUCCAGCAGGAAAUGACCGUUAGAACAGAGGUUCAAAAGGCAGGUUCUGAUAGGGUCCCACCGAAAUCCCCAGAAAGGUCAUCCCAGCGGGAAGCUCCGAGGUCUCCUGAAAAACCUCUUGAUAGGCAACCAUCUCCCACAAAACAUAGAUUAGAGAAGUUCCCCAAAGGAGACCCUUCAAAUGCAGACAUGCCAAGAUUUCCACCAGAGUACCCUGAAGGGACAUCCCCCAGGGACAGUAAGAAAUCCCCAGAGAGGUCCCAUGAGCGUUUGCCAUCACCAACAAAGGAAGUAUCCGAGAAGGUUCCCAGGGAGUCCCUAGCGAAGGACAGACCCCAAGUAAAGUCCCCAACUAAAGAUGCUCAAAAACCGUUUACUCGUUCGCCCCACAAAUCCCCUGAGAGAUCCUCCACUAGGGAAGUUCCGAAAGCUCCUGAAAAACCAAACGAGAGUUUAUCAUCCCCUACUAAGGAAGUCCCAGAAAGGUUUCCAAGCGAAUUUCAGCCAGAGGACCGGCCACAAGACAGGUCCCCAUUGAAUGAUGGCACCCAGAAACCUCUGGACAGGUUACCUUCAAAAUCCCCAGAAAGAGCCCGGAAGUCUGCAGACCAUUUACAGUCCCCGUCUAAGGAGCCUAUCAGAAAUCUUCCUAAAGAGCAGUUGCCUAGGGAACAUCCCCAUGACAGGUAUCCCUCUAAGGACAAUGCUAAGGAGCCACGUGAGAGUUCCCCACAGAAACGUGAACGCGUGCCGUCUCCAACAAAAGAGGCCCCUGACAGACUUUCUAAAGAACUUGCAUCAAAGGACAAGCCCCAUGGCAGGUCCCCACCAGAACCCACCGAAAAACCCUUUUCACGAGAAUCCCCAGUAUCGCAGGAGAGGCUCCCGUCAUCCCCCUCUAAAGAAACUCCUUUGAAGGAAAGGUCCCCUACCAGGGAUGGGGGGCAGAGACACCCAGAAAAAUUACCUGAUAAGGACAGGUCUAAAAAUCGCCCGGAGGGGCUAUCUUCCCCAACAAAAGAGGUGACUACUAGGGAACCUGCUAGGAAACCUGUAGAAAAAUCGCCAUCCAAAGAGGACACACAAAAGCCUCAUGAUAAGAGUCCCACAAGGUCAUUGGAAAGACCACUUCCAAGGGAAACUGGUAGGAAGUCCCCCGAAAAGACUCCAGAAUCGCCCACUAAAGAGCUUCCACUAAAAUCUCCGGGAUCUCCUACUAAAGAACGUCCGCAAAAGUCUCCAACUAAAGAGACGACCCCACAAUCCCCAACUAAGGAAGGCAUUGCUCAGUCGCCCAAAAAGUCUAGCACUCCUAAGGAAAGAUCACCUGCUAAAGAAACGGAUGAGAGAUCUUCUCCGAAACGUGUAUCACAAACGAAAGAAGAGGUUGUUACCAGAGUUAAGACUGAUGUUCUCGGGGCUACUUCAGGGACCCAACAGGUGACCCCUUACAGUAGUGUCUCACAACAUGAAGUCAAGAUGACCAGCACCGGUGAAUGGGUGCCUACACACGAGAUGUCGAGCUUCACAAGCACGGAAGUGGUUGUCAAGCAGACCUUCACGGAGUUCAGUAAAGACUACGAAGCUGAAAUUAUGAUCGGAGAACAGUUGCCAAUCCGAAAGUUGCUUCAGGGAGAUGUUCUUGCGCCGAAAAACUUCACCGUGUUCUUCCCGAGCACCGGACGAACACUUGGUCUUGAGGAGGCACUGUACACAAAGGCCGUGGAUGAAGAUAGUACGGUGAUGGUACGGAGCUUGACCGAGCUUGUAUUCAUGGACGUAGUGACGAGCGCCGUCCUUGAGUUCACCCUCGAGUAUGCCAUUCAUAAGGGUUACUACAGCACGGAGAAGAACACCUUCCUCAACCCGAAGACUCGAAGGCCAGUCUCGUUCGAAGAGUUUGUUUCGAGGUUCGUAGAUUUCUCAAACGUCCGCGUAAAAGACCAUCAAACAGGCGAGCUCCUGGACUUGGACUCUGCAAUGCAGCGUCGCAUCGUUGACCGCGAAACAGGAAUGGUCACGCAUCCUGUGACGGGCCAAACUGUGUCGUUUUUUGAUGCCAUCAUUCUGUCGUGGGUGGUUAGCGAGACUGAAGUGCGCUCUCACGUGGAAUCCCAGACGAUGACGCUAGCGCAGGCGAUCCGCGGAAUCAGCUUCGAUGAGCAAAAGUCAGCAAUGCAGGAGAGAUGGAAGAGCUGCGACGACAACAUCGCAAAGCUUAUGACCUGGAUCGAGGAAGUUGAACUUCGUCUCGCCAACUUGGGAAGCGUCUACGAGGACUUGGACGGCCUUCAUCACCAGGUUGGGACCACAAAGACAAUCAAGGAAGAACUCGAAAUCAACCAGAAAGUAGUGACCCAAUGCACAGACCAGGUACGCCAGAUAGAGCAGCAGGGACAUGACCUGCUCUCCAAGGAGGAGAUUGAGACUCUGCAAAAGGAAAUCAACCAGUUCAAGAGUCGCUACAGUAACUGCAAUGACAUGAGCGACCGCCUCCUGCGACGCCUCACUGCAGCCAUGGAAGAACUGCAGAAGUACUCGUCUGAAGUACAUGUCUUCCGGGACUGGCUGAGCAAUGCCUACAAGAUCCUUGUGCAGCAUGAGACCCACCUCAGUGAUAUCUGCAACAUUCGUGAUAAUGCAGAUCAGUACAGGAGUUUCUCAAGUGAUGUCAUCGCACACCAAGCAGACCUCAGGUUUAUUACCAUGGCUGCACAGCGGUUUGUCGAUGAAUCUAAGGACUACCUUCGCACGCUGAAUGACUUCCGGACCAAUCUUCCGCGCCGCCUGUCCCACGUCGAGCCCACCGAGAGUGAGGUUAAGACGCAGGUGAACCAGGUCACCACAGAUUAUCAGAAUCUCCUGAACCGUGUGAAUCGUCUUGGUGAUCGUUACUCUGGCCUGGGUGACCGCAAGCGUGCCUACCACGAGGCCGUCGAGAGAGCGACCACUUGGCUUAACGAAUCACAACGCAGUGCCAAGCGCCUCAUUGAGGAACCGACCGCGGGUGAGCUGAAGGCCAUUCAGGACCAACUGGACCGCGUCCGUGCGUUCAACAUGGAAAUUGUCAGUCAAGGAAGGCUCAUCGAGACCGCGCGCCAUGCUGCGCAUUCGUUGCUGGAAAGCCUGGAAGGCACGGACGUCAGCAGCACUGAGAGGAAGCAGAUCGAGGACUCUGUGAAGAACCUCGACGAGGUGUAUCAACAGAUGUUGAAGUUGAUCGGCGAAAAGAGCAACCAACUCCAGACAGCUCUUGUCCACUCGCAAGACAUUCAGGACGGACUAGACCGUGUGCUGAGGUGGUUGGACGACAUUGAGUCGAGCAUUCGGAACCAGAGCAAGCCAGCGAGUCUCAUCAGGGAUCGCCUGGAUGAACAGAUCCACGAGCACAGGGUCCUCCAGUCAGAGAUCGAUGCUCAGCGACCUACCAUUGACGCAAUGAACAGCUCCGCACGAGAGUUGCUGAGCAGUUCUAAUCAGCGCCUCGCCAAGAAGGUUGAGACUAAGCUCAAGGACGUCAACAGCCGUUUUGAGAAAGUGCUCGACAAGUCGCGCAAGCGUGGUGAACUUCUUGACGAGGUGUCGAGCUGCUUGGACUCCUUCCUGACCUCGGUGGUACGUUUCGAGGAAUGGUUUGUCAAAGUGAUGCAGAUGGUCGAAGGGCCAGAAGCAGCGCGUGCCGACAGCGAAGAACUUGCAGCCCGCGUGGAGCAGGCAAUGAACCAACGGAAUGCCCAAAAGGAUGCCUUUGAAGACCUGCUGCGGGCUGGAAAGGCAUUGUGUGCCAAGAGAGAGGUCUCGGACACCAGCAAUAUUAGAGACAAGCUGAAGCACCUGGAACAGCAGUGGAAGGAACUGGGUGACCUGCUUGCUGAGCUGCAGAGACAGGGCAAAGCCCGCUCAGAGCAGUACACUGCCUACGAAAACCUGCGUCUGAAAGUGCUCGACUGGCUGGCCAACAUGGAGGUGCGCGUUGACGGCCUCGAUGCCGUGGCAGUCGAUCGAGACGUGCUCCGAAAGCAGGCGUCUGACGUAAAGCCCCUGGUGAAGGAACACUCUGACUACUCCACCACCAUUGAUCGUGUCAACGAUCUGGGCCGAACCUACGACGCCCUGUUGCGGGGUGAGAGCCCGAGACGCGUGUCACGUGGGCCUAGCGCGAGCCCCACCAAGAAGGUCCCCAGCAGCCCCACCAGGGGCAAGCCCAGCCCCACCACGAGUAGUGAGUACUACACCAACGGCACUACUGCAGAGGCGCACCAGUCUCCGGACGGGCGACCAACAUCUACAGUAAUGCAGAGCCCACUAUCUAGCGUUUCCAGUGGCUUUAGCAGUAGGCACAGCUCUGUUGACCACUUUGGAGGGCUAGAGGAUCUGAGCCCAGUGCAGUCUCAGCUCUCAGAAAUAAACCACCGGUACCACCUCAUUGGAGUGAAGCUCUCCGACCGCCAGCAGGAGAUCGACACUCUCUUGGAAGAAGUCAGACGUUACCAGGACAGCCUUAAGACCCUCCUCACUUUUGUACAGAACAAGGAGCGUUCUUUGCCAAAGGAUGCCCUUCCAGCCACGAAAGAGCUUGCAGAAAAGCAGCUCUCAGUUCUGAAGGAACUGCAAGCCGACAUUCAAGAGAAGCAGAUUGAUGUUGACCGCGUUAAGGUGCAGAUUCAGGAACUGCUGAGGCGCAAGCCCAACGCUCCAGGAUCUGAUUCUCUUCAGCAACAACUGAUGGAACUUCUGUCUCGCUGGCAAGAACUGCUGAAUGCUAUUCGUAUUCGGCUUCAAGUCAUUCAAGACUUCAAGGACUUCCAGGACACACACGAGCUUCUGCACAACUGGCUUGGCCAGAAGGACAAAAUGUUCCAAGUUCUGGGCCCCAUCGCUCAUGAGCCACGUAUGGUCCAGGCUCAGAUGCAGCAAGUGCAGGUCAUGCGGGACGAGUUCACCUCUCAGGAAACUCUGCUGCGACGGUUCAAUGUUUCUGGACAGGAAGUCUGCAGCCAGCUUGAACCUGGCAACACUGCGGGCCGCAAGAUUCGGGACAACAUGGACUCUGUUCGUAACCGAUGGGGAGAGAUGAUUGGACGCCUUGAGGAGCGUGAGCGUAGCUUAGACGCAGCUACGGGAGCAACUAAGGACUUCCAUGAGGUCCUGUUGAAGCUUCAGGAAUCGCUCCAGAACGUUGCAGACGACUAUGACCGCCUACCAGAAGCUGGAGACUGUGAGGAGCAGCUCCGACGCCUCGGAGGCCUGGAAGACCGCCUCGAAGGACAGCGUCCACUGCUGGCCGAAGCUGAAGCCAUGUGCCAGCACCUCUGUGAGAUCUUGAGCGAUGCAGCUUCGCGCAAUGAGAUCAAGAGCAAGUGGGGCACUGCCGAUAAGCUGUACAAUAACCUGACUCGUAAGAUAAACAACCGUCGGGCCGAACUUGAAUCCUCCCUGCGCGAGGACCGUGGCUUCUUCACUACCUGCGAAGGCAUUCAGAGCUGGCUCAAAGAAAUUCAGCUCACCAUAUCUCCGGACUUCAAGAUCUCCGCUGACACCGACAUCUUGCACAAGCAGGUCACAGAAUUUGAGCCUGCGUACAAGUCUCUGCUGGACAAAGAGCACGAGGUCCACAUGUUGUUCAGCAAAGGCACGGACAUGGUCAACAAGAUGAGCCGCAAGCAAGAUGCACAACAGCUGCGCACCAAGCUGGACACCAUGCGCAAGAGCUGGGACAAGGUGAAGAAGGAAGCCACAGACAGGCACACUCGGCUGCAGCGGGCUUUCGAGAACUGCAAGAAAUUCAACACAGCCUUCAACAAGUUUGGACCCUGGCUUCAAAGUACUGAGGUCCGGUUCUAUGACCUCCAGCCAAUUGCUUACCACAGGACUGAGGUCGAGAAGCAGACCAAGGAACUCCAGGGUUUCAAGAACGAGAUGUCUAGGCACAGCCAGGACUAUGACAACAUCAGGAAUCUCGGUGAAACAUUCCUCACCGGCUGUGACAUUGACAAAGAAGGCGUUAAGAAGGACCUGGACACCAUUCGAUGCAGAUGGGAGAAGCUGAACCAGGGAGUAGCAGAGAGGGGCAGAGACCUGGACGAUGUACUGUCCAAAUUGGCCGAAUUCCAGGACAAGUCUCGAGAGUUGAACCAUGCCCUUCAACGUAUGGAAGACAAGGUUGUGUCGCACGAUGCUUUGGGUGAUGCCUCUCGGAACCCACAACUCCUGGACAGAAUGAAGGCUCUGCUUCGUGAAGCUGAAGAAUUCCAACGUGGUCUCGAUCGCCUGAAAGCGUUCUCGGAGGGUCUCAUUGCAACGGCAGCGCCCGACGCCGACACCUCGCACAUUCAGGACGAGGUCGACAACCUGGAACGCCGACACCGACAGCUCACCAGCAAAUUGGAAGACCGCUGUGCUGAACUGGAGUCUGCGUCUUCUAUUGUGGCUCAGUACAACAACAAAGUGAAGGCUGCCCAUCAAGAUCUGAGCUCUCUGGAAGAAGAACUGGAGAACAUGGGACCAAUUGGCCGAGACGUUCGUACGGUGAACGGUCAGAUCGAGGAAGUCAGGACCUUCAAGGUAAAGCUGGCAUCUGCUGAAGACGAAAUUACUGACGCUGAGCGCGACUGCAGGGAAUUGAUCAACCAAGGUUACACCCAAGAUGCCAAGGGUGCAAAGUCUCAAUUGGACACCUUGAAGCGCCAGUUGAACCGCUUGCAAGAGCGUACGAAGGGCCGCGAAACCUCUCUCGAAAAUAUGCUUGCAAAGCUGGAAAAGUUCUACGAAGACCUUGCAGAUAUCCAGCGCAACCUGUGUGAUGCAGCCAAUGAGGAACGGGCCUUCCGACCUGUCGGAGCAGACGUUGACACAAUCCGUACACAGCAAGAAGAAUUCAAGCGCUUCCGCAAGUCUUACUUUGAGCCGAUUGGGAAAGAAAUUGACGAGGUCAACAGAGUUGGUAACGGACUGGUGCAGUCGGCUUCCCCUGGUGUUAAUACCACAAACCUUGAGAAGGACAUCGACAAGCUCAACGAUGACUGGAAUGAACUGAAAGAAAGGAUGAAUGACCGUGAACGUCUGCUGGAUGUGGCCCUCCUGCACUCUGGAAAGUUCCGUGAGGCACUGGAAGGCGUUGAGAAGUGGCUACAGGACACGGAGGAGAUGGUUGCCAACCAGAAACCACCUUCUGCUGACUACAAGGUUGUGAAGGCACAGUUGCAGGAACAGAAGUUCCUCAACAAACUCUUGCUGGAUCGUCAAGGCAGCAUGAGCUCACUAGCAACCAUGGGCAAUGAAGUGAUGAGAAAUGUGGCUCCAUCAGAGAAGGCUCACAUCCAAUCGCAGCUUCAGGAUCUCAGCCAGAGGUUCGAGCGUCUCAACCGUGGAGCACAAGCACGCAUGAAUGCCCUGGAGAGGACCAUCCCUGUGGCUCGCGCCUUCCAGGAGAAGAUGUCUCCUCUCGUAGAGUGGCUGGAACAGACGGAGAAGCGUCUCUCAUCCAUGAGCACGAUUCCCACUGACCAGGACAGGAUUGCCAGACGCAUACAAGAACACAGAGAAUUGCACAGAGAUAUCCUCAACCACAAGCAGGCCUUUGAGGAACUCACGGAAAUUGCGCAAACCCUGAUGGGACUCGUCGGAGACGACGAGGCUCAGGUCGUCGUAGAAAGCCUGCAGGAAGUCACCGACCGCUAUGCACACACUGUUGAAGAGAGCGAACGUUUGCAAGAACUCCUUGCAAAUGCACGCUCCGGUGUGAGCGCAUUCUCCGUCAACUUCGAAGAUAUCCUUGCUUGGAUCGAAGAGAUGGGCUCUCGACUUUCGCGCUACCAGAUCCUCAGCGUCUACGUCGAGAAGCUCCAGGAACAGUUUGAGGAGCUCAAUGACCUGGGUGACGAAAUUGCGGACCACCAGAAACAAGUUGAUGACCUCACCAGCAUGGGCCAAGAGCUGAUGAAACAUGCAUCAGGUGAUGAUGCUAUCCACAUGAAAGAGCGUUUGGAUACACUUCAGUCGAAGUACAGCGAGCUGAGUCAGCGAGCUGCUGAACGACUGCGCCAGGCGCAAGAAGCUCUGCCCGUGGCCCAGAACUUCCACAGCUCUCACGAGAAAGUGGUCAUCUGGAUUGAAGAUGCUGAAGCUCAUCUCAAGUCUCUUGAAGCUGCAGGACUGACAUCUCAAGAGUCCACAAUUCAGAGGCUGGAGCACGAGAUAUCCAACGUACGCAGCGUCCUCGAAGUUGUCAACCACCUCGGACCUCAGUUGUGCCAGAUGUCCCCAGGAGAAGGAGCUGUCGUGAUCGAGUCGAUGGUGUCGCGUGUAAACAGGCGAUUCGACACAAUCUGCGAACAGAUCCAGCGUCGUGCUGAACGCAUUGAGCUCUCGAAACAGCGUAACACAGAAGUCCUGGGAGACAUCGAUGACCUGCUUGACUGGUUCCGUGAAAUCGAGCGCCAGGUUGCCGAAGCGGAGCCACUUAUCCCAGAGCCGGACACCCUCGCAAUUAUGCUGAAAGAACAGAAGGCACUCAAUGAGGAAGUCAGCAGCCAGAAGGGAAGAGUGCGCGAUAUCCUUUCAUCGGCGAAGAAGUUGAUGAGGGAGUCUUCAUCCGACGACCAAGCUCUUGUGAGAGACAAGGCUGAAGCACUCAAAGACCUGGUUGCUGCUGUCUCGGCAGCAUGCGCUGAUCGUCUCUCUGCACUCGAGCAAGCGGUCCCGCUUGCAGAGCACUUUUUUGACACUCACAACGACCUUGCGCAGUGGUUUGAUGAAACGGAAGCGGAAGCUGAACGAGUUGGUACACCUUCACUGCAUGCUGGACAAAUCAAACGCCAGCAAGAAAGGAACAACACCCUGAUGCAGUCUGUGAAUGAACGCAAACCACUUCUCGACAAGCUCAACAAAACUGGAGCUGCAUUGAUCCGGCUCUGUGGACAGGCUGAAGGAAAGAAGGUUCAGUACAUCAUCAACUCCGAUAAUGAACGUUACAAUGCUCUCAAGAACUUGCUGCGAGAGCUGCAGAACCUCCUUGAAGAAGCGAUGCAGUCAACGUCUCAGUUUGCUGACAAGCUUGAUGGCAUGUUGAAUGCCUUGGCUUCGACGGCAGAUCAGUUGAACAACGCUGAGCCAAUCUCGGCUCAUCCCGAGCGCAUUCAAGAACAGAUAUGCGACAACCAGGCUGUGGUCAGCGACCUGUCGAAGAAGUCCCCUGCCCUCGAGGCAGUCAAAAAGGCUGCCAGGGAAGUCAUUGCCAAGGCUGGUGGAGAACAGGAGCCAACUGUCCGAGACAUCAAGGGCAAGUUGGACAAGCUAAAUGAGUUGUGGGAUGCAGUUCAGAAAUCGGCAAAGACACGUGGACAGUCACUUGACACUGCACUGGCAGCUGCAGAGAAGUUCUGGGAUGAACUCAACGCAGUCAUGCGUGCCCUGCGUGACCUUCAAGAGAACCUUGACAGCCAGGAGGCACCGGCUGUUGAGCCACAGGCCAUCCAACAGCAACAAGACGUCUUGCAAGAAAUCAAGCAAGACAUUGACCAGACCAAACCAGAAGUUGACCAGUGCAGACAAGCUGGCCAAGACCUGAUGCACCUGUGUGGUGAACCAGACAAACCUGAAGUGAAGAAACACAUUGAGGACCUCGACUCUGCUUGGGAGAAUGUGACCACUCUGUUUGCGAAGAGGGAACAAAACCUGAUUGACGCGAUGGAGAAAGCCAUGGGCUUCCACGACACACUCCAGAGCCUCCUGGAGUUCUUGGACACCGCUGAGGAGAAGUACUCCGGCCUGGGACCGGUGGCCGCGGACAUUGAUGCGGUCAAGGCACAGAUUGGGCAGCUCAGGGACUUCAAGCGUGAUGUGGAUCCCCACAUGGUAGAAGUGGAGUCUUUGAACCGCCAGGCCAAGGAAUUGGUCGAACGCACUUCUCCAGAACAGGCGAGAUCAAUUCGAGAACCCAUGGAUGACAUCAAUCGACGAUGGACAACAUUGCUGAAGGGACUUGUUGACCGGCAGCGAGAGCUGGAGAAUGCUCUUCUAAGGCUGGGACAAUUCCAACAUGCCCUGAAUGAGCUUUUGGUUUGGAUUUCCAAGACAGAGAAGACACUUGAGGAUAGUAAGCCGGUCUAUGGAGAUGCACAAGUCAUUGAGGUCGAACUUGCAAAGCACAAAGUGCUCAUGAAUGACAUCCAGGCUCACCAGACCAGUGUAGAUACACUCAACCGGGCGGGACAUCAGCUCAUUGAAGCAGAUCGUUACAGUGAAGACGCCAGUGCCACACAGACGAAGCUGAACAACCUGAACCGACGUUGGCAGACGCUCCAAGAUACAGCUGCUGAGCGGCAGCGGCAGCUUGAAGCUGCGCUGAAGGAGGCCCAAGCGUUCAGCCAGGAGAUUCAAGACCUGUUGAUGUGGCUUAGUGACAUCGAUGGACAGCUUGUGUCUUCGAAGCCCGUAGGCGGAUUACCUGAGACAGCUAGGGAACAAUUAAACCGCUUCAUGGAGCUGUACAAUGAGUUGGACAGCAACCGACACAGAGUAGAAUCUGUGCUUCAACAAGGACAAGAGUACACAAAAGCGGCUGAGGGAUCAACAACGACCAGCCUUCAGCACAGCUUGAAGACAUUGAAGCAGCGCUGGGACAGUGUCUUGAACAGAGCAAAUGACCGUAAGAUCAAGUUGGAGAUAGCGCUGCGGGAGGCUACAGAGUUCCACGAGUCGCUUCAAGAGUUCGUGGAAUGGCUGACAAACUCUGAGAAGUACCUGACCAACUUGAAGCCUGUCAGUCGAAUACUGGACAGCGUGCUUACACAGAUCGAGGAACACAAAACAUUCCAGAAGGACGUUGGAGCUCACCGUGAGACAAUGUUGAACCUGGACAAGAAGGGAACACAUCUCAAAUACUUCAGCCAAAAGCAAGAUGUGAUCUUGAUAAAGAACUUGCUAAUUUCUGUUCAGCAUCGCUGGGAACGUGUUGUGUCUAAGGCUGCUGAACGAACAAGAGCACUCGACCAUGGCUAUAAAGAAGCUAAAGAGUUCAGCGACUCAUGGACAGACAUGGAUCGUUGGCUUACGGACGCUGAGAAAUCACUCGAUGACCAAUCGAGCAUUGGCAAUGACCCAGAAAAGAUCAAGCGACUGCUUGCAAAACACAAGGAGUUCCAACGUGUCCUGGGCAGCAAGCAGCCCACGUAUGAUGCCACAAUGCGAUCAGGUCGCCUUCUGAAGGACAGGUGCCCCAAGGUGGAUGUACCCGUGCUUCAGCGCAUGUUGGAUGACCUCAAGGCCAAGUGGAACUCAGUGUGCAACAAAUCUGUAGACAGGCAAAGGAAACUGGAAGAGGCGCUGCUGUUCUCUGGACAGUUCAAGGAUGCAGUGCAGGCACUCAUCGACUGGCUCGACAAAGCUCUUACGUCACUCAAAGAAGACCAGCACGUGCAUGGAGAUCUUGAUACUGUCAACAACCUUGUUGACCAGCACAAGAGCUUCCAAGCUGAGCUGAAGAGCCGUUUGACCAACCUGGAGUCUGUACGACGAACAGCGAGUGAGCUGCUGAAGACAGCAAACGCUGAUGACUCUGCAAACAUUAGAUCUCAGAUGUCUACACUGGAGUCAAAGUGGGAGACUGUGUCGAAGCUGUGCAACAACAAACAGAGCAGGCUUGAUGAUGCUCUUAAACAGGCGGAACAGCUCCACACGGCUGUGCACAUGCUGCUAGAAUGGCUGUCCGACGCCGAAAUGAAAUUGCGGUUUGCUGGACCACUGCCCGAAGACGAAGCGACAACGCGACAACAGAUUGCCGAACACCAGUCCUUCAUGCGCGAAAUGGAAGAACAACAGGUUAACAAGGACAACACGAUAGCACUUGCUCAAGAGAUACUGAGCAAAUGUCAUCCGGAUGCCGUAACUGUGAUCCGUCACUGGAUCACCAUCAUCCAGUCUCGCUGGGAAGAAGUUUCCCUGUGGGCACGACAGAGGGAGCAGAAGCUCAAUGAUCAUCUACGUUCCCUGAGGGAUAUCCUCGAUCUGUUGGAAGAGCUCAUGCGCUGGCUGCUCGGUGCUGAGGCUACCCUGACUGCUCUCGAAGCUGAACCCUUGCCAGAUGACAUUCCAAUCAUCGAGCGUCUCAUAGAAGAUCACAAGGUGUUCAUGGACGACAUGUCUAAACGUCAACCAGACGUCGACCGUGUAUCAAAGGCGUUCUCUUCUAAACGUCAGCCACCUCAGCAACAGCAGACGACAACACCAACAGGUCGCGACAAGGGACGGCGUGAGCCACAUGAUCGUCGAACCCCACAUGGACCGUCUCAGGGAACUCCCAGAACUUCUACUCCUGUGCGUGGACACCACGUGGAACCGGAAAUCAGGAACCCACGUGCUAGGGAACUGGUGGAGAAGUGGCAACAUGUCUGGCUUCUAGCACUGGAGCGCCAGAGGAGGUUGCUCGACAAACUCAAGUACCUGCAGGAGCUUGAAAGAAUCAAGAACUUUGACUUCGACGAAUGGCGAAGAAGGUUCUUGGCAUGGAUGAACAACAAGAAAUCUCGAGUGAUGGAUCUGUUCCGCAAGAUCGACAAAGAUAACGACGGGAAAGUGACAAAGGAGGAGUUCAUCGAAGGAAUCCUCAAGUCGAAAUUCCCAACGAGCCGGCUCGAAAUGGAGAGGGUUGCCGACAUUUUCGACCGAAACGGUGAUGGCUACGUCGACCACAAAGAAUACAUCGACACCCUUCGUCCCGAUCGAGAUUGCUUGAUUCACGGUGCUAGAGCGAACAAGCCCCUCACAGAGGCUGAGAAGAUUCAAGACGAAGUUCAGCGCCAAGUCGCCAAGUGCACUUGCGUCCACCGCUUCAAAGUAUUCCAAGUCGGAGAAGGAAAAUACCGAUUUGGAGAGUCCCAGAAGCUGCGCUUGGUGCGUAUCCUGCGAAGUACCGUCAUGGUACGAGUAGGAGGUGGAUGGGUUGCUCUUGACGAGUUCUUGGUCAAGAACGACCCCUGCCGAGCCAAGGGACGUACCAACUUGGAGCUGCGAGAACAGUUCAUUUUGGCGGAAGGCGUCAGCCAGACUCUGGCCCCGUUCAAGCCCAAGCCCAGUCCCAACUCGUCAGUCUCCUCUCAGAGCGGUUCUUCUUUUGCACGAGGUCCCGGUGGGGUACCCACUACGGGUCCCAUCACAAAGGUGAGAGAGAAGACAGAACGCAGUGUUCCACUGAGCCGCCAAAAGGGAGGUGACGCUUCGAGCGACAUCAGUGGGGACAGUUCUCGUUCUCUGACUCGACCCAGGACAACGCCGAGCCGACUCACUCCCGGCAGUGCCGGAAGCCGACCCACAAGCCGGCCAUCGAGCCGACCUUCUAGCAGGCCGCCCAGCCGGGCAAACAGCGACCUGUCCGUCGACAGCAUUGAUGGAGUACGCAGCCAGCAGCGGACACCAACAUCGACGCGCCAGCGUACGCCAAGCGGAUCGUCGCAGGCUUCUUCCGGGAUCAAGGGAACACCGAUCACGCAGACAAAGAUCCCGACGGUCCGACGGACUCCAUCCGGCCGGAAAGAUGGGGAAGCGAAGGGACAGAGGGAGCGAUGGAAGUAGGCCAUCCUAUUCCGCUUGUUGCCUUCGUUCUACCUUGCUUUAAAAAAAAAAAGGAAACGAAAAACUCAAGGCCAACCACUCGCUGCUUACUACUGUGUCGGCGCGAUCUUACGACUACCAGCGUUAUUUCUUAGUCUCGGAAAUAGUCCGAGACCGUGAUUGAAGGCCGAUCACGCAGCAGCAACAGACAUACUCCUAACUGGUGACAGGACCUCCCCCUUUUCUUCAGCGCUGAUAAUGGCCACCGCAGUUUAUCUCUUCUUGGGAUCCCCCUGUCCCCGAAAGAUUCUCACAACUGCAGAGAGAGUUUGAUUUCGACUAACUACUUAAAGGACGCGGAAACGUUGGCUGUCCGAGCUUGUUGCAACGCGCAGUGUUGUGUUGUCUCUGUAGUUGUUUGUUUUAUGCCACCUUUACUAUUUUGUUUUUGAUUUUUAAUAUAUAUCGUUGCGUGUUAUAUAAUUUAAUACCGCGAGCUCACCACUUUGUAGAAUGGCAAUUUAUCGAGAUAUAUACACACACGUGUAAAUAUAUAUUACUUGGAAGAAAGCAUGUCUCACAAACGCUUACUAGUCGACUUGAAUCAUUGCAGCUACGCGAGCGCCUGUCUGUGGAAAUAAUGCUUUAUAUACGUGUGAGAGUUCUUUUUUUUUUUCUGUCAAAGUCUACAUUCCGAAUAGAAAGUUAUAUUUUUUGUCAAUUCUUUUUUUUUGUGGCUCUCGUUGCAUCAUCAGUGUGUUCCCUUCCCCUUUUCCUUAUGUAGAAACUUGCAACCUGUGCCAAGUCGAGACCAUUUUUGAAGGUCAUCUUCGGCUUUGAACUUUUUUAUUUUUCCACAUUGUGAAAGUUUUUGUGAAAUUCUGUUUUUCUUUCUCUUUGUGUUCGAGAAGCAUCAUGCAAAAUAAAUAACGCGUAUAUGUUUGUGAUAGAAGCUUUAAGGAGGAGGCCACGGCACUAGCCUCGGGAAUUUUUGUGUUCAUUAACAGGAAAAAUUCCGAACUUGUUUUUCUGUUUUUAUGCUUGUCAAUAAAGAAGAGAGACUAUUAACAAUGAAUAA